Molecule: messenger RNA, 558 nt
Organism: Penicillium roqueforti
Lineage: Eukaryota; Fungi; Ascomycota; Eurotiomycetes; Eurotiales; Aspergillaceae
Exons: 3
Coding region: 1-558 (185 amino acids)
Biological process (GO): mitochondrial electron transport, succinate to ubiquinone; tricarboxylic acid cycle
Cellular component (GO): membrane
Molecular function (GO): succinate dehydrogenase activity; electron transfer activity
Source: RefSeq, a predicted model, not a curated record
AUGUUCUCCCAGAAGCUUGCCCAACAAUCGCUGCGACGGCUUGCCGUCCAGCAACCGCUCGCUAUGCGGUCGUCCAUGAUGGGCGCUUCGCCUGUGGCCGUUGCCCUCAGCAAGAACAUUCAGACAAGACAAGUCACUUCAAACACCCAGGACCCCAACGAGAUCCUCGUCCAGCAGCGUCUUCGCCGUCCUGUUGCCCCUCAUCUUAGCAUCUACAGGCCCCAGAUCGGCUGGAUCGGUAGUUCCCUCCACCGUAUCACUGGUGUGGCUCUCUCCGGCACCCUCUACCUUUGGGCUACUGCCUACCUUGCCUCUCCCGCUCUCGGAUGGCACAUCGAGUCUGCCUCCAUGGUCGCUGCCAUGGGUGCCCUCCCUUUCGCGGCCAAGGUCGCCCUGAAGACUACCCUGGCCCUUCCUUUCACCUACCACUGCAUGAACGGUAUCCGCCACUUGAUGUGGGAUCUCGGCCGUGGUCUCACUAACCCUGUUAUCAUCAAGACUGGCUGGACUGUGAUUGGUCUCAGCGUUGCCAGUGCUGUUGGUCUUGCUUUGAUUUAA